Messenger RNA from Osmia lignaria (orchard mason bee), 2650 nucleotides. RefSeq names its product E3 ubiquitin-protein ligase Iruka (gene Iru). The record is from RefSeq and is a predicted model, not a curated record. Gene Ontology annotation, molecular function: ubiquitin protein ligase activity. Lineage: Eukaryota; Metazoa; Arthropoda; Insecta; Hymenoptera; Megachilidae. Gene Ontology annotation, cellular component: cytoplasm. Gene Ontology annotation, biological process: protein ubiquitination.
AAAUUACGAUGUAUCAGAAACUAUAAAUGUCGUUCAUGUUUUUCGAAAUAAUAUAAUUAUUAUUCGGACUUUCAAAUCUGUUUUAAAUAACAGUCAAUUAUCUUUAUUUCACUUGUAUGUACAACCGAAAUCAAGUGGCCGACUAAAGGAGAUAUAUUCUUCAAAGAAAUAUGUAUGUAUAUACAAAUGGUUUCUAAGGCAUCCAUAUGAAGUCGUACGCGCGCGUGCGCUCAUUAACCUAACCUUAUAGAACGUAUCUUUUUGGGAAGAUAUAUUUGGAGUUUGUGAACGAUACGCACACGUUUCACGAUCGAUAAGUAAUCAGUUUCGUAGGUUCGAUAUUUUUCAUUCUAUGAGAAGUAAUAAAUUUUUAGUCUACACGUGAAUAAGCAUUAUUCGUUUUUCUUGAAUAGCUGAUAGCUGAAUGUUUUAAACCGAAUGACCAUUUGAUACAUAUCCAUCGAAUGGAAGUAUAAAAAAUAAGAUCACAAAGGUAACGUAUGAUUGAUUACUAUAAAACAAAAUCGAAGUAUUAACGAAAAGAAAGAUACGAAUAAAUGAGAUCAAAGGACUGUAACUAAAUGCAACAACGAUACAUUGAUACGCAAUCGCUAAUAUAAUCAGACGCCAUCUCGUGCUAUGCAAAGGUAUCAUGUAAAAUCAGUAGUUUUCCAGUUCUGAUUCGGCAUUCGCUUAAAACGCAAUCAACUACACCAAGAAUUGUGACGGAUUACGAUCCAUUACGAUAGUCAGAAAUAAGCAAGAGGAGCAAAGAGGACACGUAAAACAUGGCGGAUGCCGUUGUAGACGGGACUCCGAUGUCCCGAUUUUUUUGUCAUAAAUGCAGUAUCGAAAUUGAACGUUUAUUACCUGAUUAUACGUGUCCAAGAUGUGCAAGCGGUUUCAUAGAAGAAUUAGAGAGCAGUAGCAAUGAUAGUGGUUCAGGAAUGGACAUUAGUAGCGAAGAUUUAAGUGACAUUGAUGAUAAUCCACCAUAUAAUUUCCCACAAAGAAAUUUAUAUGGUGCAGAACGUGAUUUAAUAGAGAUGUUACUGGGGAUUUCCAAUCAAGGACAAACAUCAAAUGCUUCUAACAGAAAUAAUGGUCCUACUGGUAGAAGACGAGUUCACUGGUAUAGAAAUGCUCAAGACAGACGUCGUUCUAACAGCCUUGGGAGAAGAGAAGCUGUAUCUGUAGAGAAUUUCAUACAAGAAUUUGUACUUAAUCUCUCGGGAGUAGGUGUAGCUCAAACUGUAACCCAACCUGGACAGCUACCCGUACUGUUCUUGGGAAAUCCUGGAGAUUAUGUUUGGGGUCAGGAUGGUUUGGAUGCAAUCGUAACGCAAUUGUUAAACCAACUGGAUGGAACUGGACCACCUCCUUUACCACGAAAGCAAAUAGAUGAAAUACCGAAUACAAUGGUUACUCAAACUCAUGUUGAGAGUAAACUUCAAUGUUCCGUUUGUUGGGAGGACUUCAAACUGUCUGAAUCAGUGAAACAACUUGCGUGUCAACAUUUGUAUCAUGGACCGUGUAUCGUACCGUGGUUAGAAUUGCAUGGUACUUGCCCUAUUUGUAGACAGAAUUUGGGAGACCAAAAUUCAGCUGAUGUAAAUCAAGAUACUGUAGGACCUAGCCUAGCUGCUCUUUUUAGGGCAGCCAAUGAAUCAAACAGUACUAGAACAUCAUCAACGUCAUCUUCGGGUGGGAAUAACUCCAGUAAUAAUUCAACGAGUGAGAUUUGAGAUUGAUCGUCCUGCAUUUACACUUUCUCUACUUAGCAGGAUACAUAAAUAUACAAACGAUAUACAUUUAUUUUUCACAUCUUCAGAUUUAUUUUUCGGCACUGUUCACUCGAGCAAGGCACUUAUAUAUACUUCGUAAAUACUGUAUUCUGAUGCUAACAUAAAUUUCAAGCUUUAUAUUUUAAUCAACAGUGUAAUGUAAAUCAUAAAAAGAAAAAAAUAAUGCAAUAUCAAGGUUAAACAUAAUAUUUUGCUUCGUGCGAAUUAUAAUGAAGUAUGGUCAUAAUAAGUCAAAGAAAGACACAUAUAUUUGAAGUUGAAAUAAUCCUUGUUGCUAUAUAUAUAUAUAUGCUGUCUCAUAGUUUCUGAUAAAAACGCAGUUUAUUAAGUUUCUCAAACAAAUGUGUCUAAAAUUAAAAAAAAAAAAAGAAAAAAAAUGUACGUUUCUUUAUAAAAGUUCAAAUUUUGAUGUUUAAUAAAUUUAAUGUAGCAGAAUAAUAUUUACAAAAGAAAAAAAAUGUAAUAUAACUAAAAGAUGUGUAUUACACAGAAAAAUAACGCUACAAACGUUAAUGAUUUUAAGUAAGAGGUUUGUAAAUUUCCUCUUCCAUUAUGUGUGAUAAAUUAAACAGAUUUCCUUGAUACUUAUUUGACUACAUCAUAUAUCUUUUUUAAGUUCCAGAGAUAUUCGAAAUUGAGUCUUAUUUAGAAUCAAAUGUUUGCACUAGUAUCGUUCUGUAAAUUAUCAUUGAUACAUCGUAUUUUAAUUGUUAUUAAUAAAUGUUCAAUUCAGCUAACGAUGCGUGAAAUAUAUAUAUAUACAUUAAUGGAUAUUAUUUUAGUAAUGAAAAAUGUGAAAAAUGAAAAGCACUGACAACACGAAAUAUCUGUAUCACUGUUCAAAA